Molecule: messenger RNA, 1629 nt
Organism: Serendipita indica DSM 11827
Lineage: Eukaryota; Fungi; Basidiomycota; Agaricomycetes; Sebacinales; Serendipitaceae
Source: the annotation of a GenBank genome assembly
AUGCAUUCCGUAGUCUUGCGCAGAGCGACUGCGUUCGCUGCAAGACCUUCUCUGAACCUCGCCCGCUCCUAUGCUACGGCCAAGCCCGCUGCAUCGGAGGUCUCCUCCAUUCUCGAGUCGAGGAUUGCUGGCACCUCUCUCGGCGGUGACGUUCAAGAGACUGGUCGUGUCUUGACCAUCGGUGACGGUAUUGCCCGUGUCUACGGUCUUCGCAAUGUACAAGCUGGUGAGCCUUGCGGCCUAAACGAGGAGAUGGUGGAAUUCUCAUCUGGCGUUCGCGGCAUGUGCCUCAACUUGGAAGCUGACAAUGUCGGUGUUUCCGUCUUCGGUAGCGAUCGUCUCAUCAAGGAAGGAGACACUGUCAAGCGAACUGGCCAAAUCGUCGACGUUCCCGUCGGAACAGCUCUCCUUGGUCGUGUCGUCGAUGCUCUCGGAAACCCAAUCGAUGGAAAAGGUCCAAUCGAAGCUUCUGAGCGUCGCCGAGCCUCCGUCAAGGCUCCUGGUAUCUUGCCCCGCCGUUCGGUCAACCAGCCCAUGUUGACGGGUCUCAAGCCCAUCGACGCCAUGGUGCCCAUUGGUCGUGGACAGCGUGAGCUGAUCAUUGGUGACCGUCAGACUGGCAAGACCGCCGUCGCCAUUGACACCAUCCUCAACCAAAGGAGGUGGAAUGACGGCCAGGAUGAGAGCAAGAAGCUGUACUGCGUUUACGUCGCCGUCGGACAAAAGCGUUCCACCGUCGCCCAGCUCGUCCAGACUCUCGAGGAGAACGAUGCCAUGAAGUACAGUAUCAUCGUCGCCGCCACCGCCUCGGAGGCCGCCCCUCUUCAGUACCUCGCUCCCUUCUCUGGUACUGCCAUGGCCGAAUACUUCCGUGAUAACGGCAAGCACGCUUUGAUCAUCUUCGACGACUUGUCCAAGCAGGCCGUCGCAUACCGUCAAAUGUCGCUCCUUCUCCGUCGUCCUCCAGGUCGUGAGGCUUAUCCUGGUGAUGUCUUCUACCUCCACUCCCGUCUGUUGGAGCGUGCGGCCAAGAUGAACGACAAGUUUGGUGGAGGAUCGCUCACGGCUCUUCCCAUCAUUGAGACCCAGGGUGGUGAUGUGUCUGCCUAUAUCCCAACCAACGUCAUUUCCAUCACCGAUGGUCAGGUCUUCUUGGAGUCCGAAUUGUUCUUCCGUGGUGUCCGCCCAGCCAUUAACGUCGGUCUCUCGGUCUCUCGUGUCGGUUCUGCUGCCCAGACCAAGAUCAUGAAGAAGUUUGCCGGUUCGCUCAAGCUGUACCUUGCUCAGUACCGUGAAGUCGCCGCUUUCGCCCAGUUCGGUUCCGAUCUCGAUGCCUCGACCCGUUUCUUGCUUUCGCGUGGUGCCCGUCUCACCGAGCUCUUGAAGCAAGGCCAGUAUGAGCCAUUGCCGACUGAGAUUCAGGUACCCAUCAUCUUCGCUGGUGUCAACGGUCUCCUCGACCCCAUCCCAGUUGACAAGAUCACCAAGUGGGAGCAGGAAUUCCGCAACCACCUUACCAGCACACAAGGUGCCCUCCUCCAGAAGAUCUCGGAGGGUGUCAUCAACCCUGAACUCGAAGCAGAGAUUAAGAAGGUUGUCACUGACCACGUCAGCGCCUUUGCUUCGUAG